Messenger RNA from Monascus purpureus, 1514 nucleotides. The record is from the annotation of a GenBank genome assembly. Lineage: Eukaryota; Fungi; Ascomycota; Eurotiomycetes; Eurotiales; Aspergillaceae.
AAAUCCUGCAACCAGGUAUCCAGACUUAUACCCAGGGCUCCAAGCAGAAUGCCCUGGCAAGAAACUGAGAACGGCACAUUCUCUCGCCCCCUCGGCGAGUCAGAAGCCUUUCUUAAACUAAUUGGUGAUUCAGGCCAUGUACUGCAACGGGAAAACUGGGCAGUCAACACUACAGCCACAAUCAUCCCUCGAGGCACGGUGACAAAAGCAGACAUAGCGGACCGACUUCGCCAUGCAUGGAUACAUUUACGCUUUCAACAACCCAGCAUCGCUGCGGUAGUCUCAUCUGAUAUUACACGAGUUGUCUACAUAGCGCCACCUUCCAAUGAAUCGUUGAAAAAAUGGGUCCGUGAGACGUUCAUGGUUAUGUCUGAUUCUCGUUCGGCGGGGGAGGUGGUAGCCUCGAUGACGGUUCAACCAACCCAAUAUGCGCGUCUAUAUUACAUUCCGCAAUCGGAUGAACUGCUCUACAAUACGGCGCAUUGGCGUUCCGAUGGGGUAGGGACAUUUCUGCUUCUUGACCUUCUAUUGCAGCUAGCGUUCGCGCCUGAUCUGGGAGAUCCCUUCCAUCUUCCCUGGGGCGAGGAAGGGGGCCGACUAGCUCCGACGGUGGAGGAUGCCAUUGCCAUCAACCUCACCACCCCGGCUACUCUGACCGCUGCGCAGAAGGCUUUGGUAGAGAGAAAUGCAUGCAGCUUCGAGUUGACUCAGGGUGCUGUGGGUAUUCCGUACAAUGGCGACUCGACAACCUUGCCAACAGGAACCUCUUCAGCCCGGACUACCCUGUCAUCGGACACAACAGAAAAGAUCGUCCAAGCAUGCAAAAAGCGCGGGGGUAGCGUAACCAGUGCCGUGCAUGCCAGUAUCGCAUCUGUCAACUACGCAAUGCGGCUGCAGCAUCAUAGAGGCCGAGAAUACGCAAGCUCGGUCCGCUUCAACCUCAGACCUUAUCUGCCUGAGGUUUUCAACACGUCGACAUACGCGUCAGGCUUAUACUCGACCGCCUGGAUGUUUCAAAUGCCCCCGGACGCAGACUGGGAUACAUACUGCCGAACCUGUCAGCAGCGGUACCGUGCCGGCAUCACGGCCACCUAUCUGGCUAGCCAUCGCGAGUUUGCGCGCACGGUAGCAGAUAUGAUGCGUACUCCCCCGCGUAGCCAGGGAGAGCCGCCCAGUGACGUCGAUAUAAGUAGCAUUGGCGUGGUAGAUAAAUGGGUUCGUCCUGUGCACGGUGACGCAGAGUGUGGCUGUGAGGUGCGUGCGGUCAGCAUUGGCGUUGAGAUGUUGACGCGGCAAGGAGCGUGCUUUGUGUGGACGUUUCGUGGACAGUUGAAUCUAAGCAUCGUUUAUAAUGAGUCGUUCCAUUCCAUGGGGCAGAUGGAGGAGUUUGCUGAAAAGGUGAAGGGUGUGUUGUUGAGGGAAUUGGAUAUUCAGGACUCCUAGGGUUUGUUUCUGUGAUCAAGUCUGGAUACUGGUUUUGAUAGAAAUGUCUACAGCCAUUGAAUGCAGAUGGA